CUGGGUAGUAUAGCCCACCUAAAGUAUCAAGUACUCACUCGGUAUAGGCUCUCGCAGUUGUUAAUAAAUUGUGUACAGGUACAGCACCAUAAUGAGCGAAAAUGCAGAGAACGAAGUUUGCGCUAUGUGUAAGUCGUCCGCAAAACAAAAAUGCAGUGGUUGCAGAUCUGUCUUCUACUGCAAUCGUGAACAUCAGAAGCUUCAUUGGAAGGAACAUUCGAAAAAAUGUAUAGCUUUCAGACUUGCCGAAGAUGAGAAGCUAGGACGCCACUACGUGGCCACAAGAAGGAUCGAAAUCGGAGAUCUAAUUUUAAGGGAUGAGAAACCUCUUGUUGAAGGACCACUUCAAGGCACCACAGCGCUUUGCCUUAGUUGUUAUGUACUGUUAAAUACUGAAACUGCUAAACCUUGCGAAAAGUGUGGCUGGCCCUUGUGUUCAAACUGCGUAGAACAUGGUCCCGAGUGUCAAUUUACAACCAAUCACAAAGGAACCAAGGUGAAAAUAACGGACUUUGAUUAUCCCCAUCCGACUUAUAGAUGUAUUGCUGUAGUUAGAGCUCUUUGCUUAAAGGAAACGAACCCCAAAUCAUAUAAAAGGUUUCUAAGUUUAGAAGAUCACAAUAAAAAAGCAGCCCUUUGCAAUGAAAUUCAUUUCCAUGAAUCUACAGAUAUUGCACGUUUUGUGAAAAGAUUUUUUAAACUAAAUGAUGUUUCGGAAAAUGAAAUUGCUAAGAUAGCUGGCAUCCUAAAGAUUAACGGCCAUGAAGUACCCACAACGGAGCCUGCUCACAUGGCCGUUUAUGACCUUUCAUCUUUCUUGGAACAUAGUUGUCGAGCAAACGGUUCAAAGAGCUUUACGGCUGAAGGUGCAUUAGUGAUACGUGCGGCUUCUCCCAUUUCUAAAGGUGAACACAUUACGAUUUGCUACACGGAUCCCUUGUGGGGAGUUACAAACAGAAGACAUCAUUUAUUACGUACGAAGUUCUUUGAAUGCAUGUGUACAAGGUGUACAGAUCCAACCGAGUUUAUGACAAUGUUUAAUGCAAUAAUGUGCACCAAGGGUGAAUGCAACGGCUCUAUGCUUCCGAAGACGUUCAUACUACAUAAUGAAGAACGGCCUGAUUAUAUUUGUCAUACAUGUAACUCUUCAAUAUCGUGGCGUAUGGUAGAACAAAUAACGGACAAAAUAGGAGUAGAUUUGUCCCAAAUGAGAAAAGGGGAUGUACAAGCUUGUAAAACUUUCAUUCAUCAGCACGCGAAGACACUUCAUGAGAACCAUUUUUACAUGACGGAUGUAAAAUUAGCCUUAUCACAGCUAAUAGGUCAACAGGAAAAAUUGUCAACAAUCGAUAUUGAGAUGCUCAGUGAAAAGAUUUUACUUUGUAAAAAGCUUGACGAAUUGCUUCGAACUAUAGCACCUGCUGAAAACCGUGUGAGAGGUGUAAAUCUAUUCGAAAUGCAUGCAGCAAUUUCCGAAUUCGGAAGGAGACAAGGGCAGGAUGAGCUUCGUGGAAUUUUGAUGAGUCAUCGUGGCUCAGAUGGUACAGUGAUUAUCCUAUGUUCCAUUACUGCAGCCUUGGCAGCCACGCUGGAGCGGGUUCAAUUCCCAAAGCAGGAAGCGAGGCUGAACGUGCUUUCUGAAAGCUUUGCUUCUGUCCCUUGGUUUACUACCCCACAGAUACUCUACGAUUUAAUCAAAAUCACUGGCGAGGGUCAAUGAUAAACAAAGAAGGGACAACGGAUUUUUCAACAAAAUCCUAGAAGAAUAUAGUGAGGCUGUCCUUUCAAAUCUUAAAAAACGGUCCAAGGCAAGUGUCAUGAUAGCCAAGAAUUCCAACCAGACAUCUUUCUCCUUCGAUACAGGAGAGAACGUGCCCCUCUCAAAACAUAU
Molecule: messenger RNA, 1891 nt
Organism: Belonocnema kinseyi
Lineage: Eukaryota; Metazoa; Arthropoda; Insecta; Hymenoptera; Cynipidae
Product: SET domain-containing protein SmydA-8-like
Exons: 9
Coding region: 92-1720 (542 amino acids)
Molecular function (GO): protein binding
Source: RefSeq, a predicted model, not a curated record